Plodia interpunctella (Indianmeal moth) is the source of this 2165-nucleotide messenger RNA. It is a transcript of the gene l(3)73Ah, whose product is annotated as lethal (3) 73Ah. NCBI's taxonomy places the organism in Eukaryota, Metazoa, Arthropoda, Insecta, Lepidoptera, Pyralidae. Gene Ontology annotation, cellular component: PRC1 complex. Gene Ontology annotation, biological process: regulation of transcription by RNA polymerase II. The transcript is spliced from 5 exons. The record is from RefSeq and is a predicted model, not a curated record. The coding region runs from base 131 to 808 and encodes 225 amino acids.
UUUUUUGUCUGUACGUGUGUGUGACGAGUCGACUGAUCGUGAAAUUAGCGUUUAUGUUCUAGUUCUAAUUAUUUUUAUUUCUCUUAAUUUUAAUUUGUUCGCCUAAUGUCUUAGCUGCCGUAGUUUUAGGAUGACCAUGGAAAGGAGGAUAAAAUUGAAAACACUAAAUAGCCACAUUACAUGCAAGAUCUGCCGUGGAUACUUCAUUGACGCUACCACAGUAACUGAGUGCCUGCAUACAUUUUGUAAAAGUUGCCUAGUGAAACAUUUAGAGGAGAACAACACAUGCCCAACAUGCAAUAUAGUGAUCCACCAGUCCCAUCCUCUCCAGUACAUCAGUUUCGAUCGGACUAUGCAGGAUAUUGUCUACAAACUAGUUCCAGACCUUCAGGACAAUGAACUGAAGCGCGAACGGGAUUUCUACCGGGCACGGAACCUGCCAUGUCCCAAAGAUGCUGCCCUAGCCAAUGACAAGCCCGGUGGGGGCGACGAACCUGACCAGCCUGACAACACAGACUGUCAUAGGAAGGAUGAACAGGUCAAUGUGUGUCUGGAGUGCAUAUCGACAUCGCUGCGUACACUGAAACGCAGCUUUAUCCGGUGCUCGGCGCAGGCCACUAUAACACACCUUAAGAAGUUUGUAGCUAAAAAAGUAUUAAAUGGAAUGGAGAAAUAUAGAGAAAUUGACAUCCUGUGCAACGAUGAGUUGCUGGGCAAGGACCACACGCUGAAGUUCGUGUACGUGACGCGCUGGAGGUUCCGCGACCCGCCGCUGCGGCUGCAGUACCGGCCCAAGAUCGACUUAUAGACACUGCUCUAGAGCGGUUCAAACUGGUUGCGAUAAACGUGUGUGACUACGUCUGAACGUAGAAAUUAAUUUAAAAUUAGGCUUCAUCCGUCACUCGUUCGACUAUAGUUCAGAUCUCGUAGACCAUUGACAAGUUGCACUCGUGUUGAUUAGAUAAUCUCGUUUAAUUGUUCCUUUUCGUCUGUGCCCCAUUGCUCCGUUGCGUUGAGCCAUGGAGCUCAAUGAAUGCUCAUGAUCAACGAAGAAAAUGUGUGGAGUUUUUGUUUUAUUUGUCAAUGUAUAACAUUGACAAAUCAAAACUCCACACAUUUUCUUAUACCUAUAUAAAACAACGGAGCGACAACGCGAUAGGUCGACGCAACGGAGGACGACGGAACAAUCGAGCCGCAGCCUUAGACGCGAUUGGUUCAAGUUUAAUUCAAUUAUUAAUCAGUCCAUGUUCUCAUUUUUACGCGAUAUUUGAUUUUUAAUUUAUUUUUCUUUUUUUGUAGUCAUUAUAAUAUCUAUAUGUAUAUAUAACAUCUAUAUAUAUGAAAAUGUGUUAAUUUUUUAAAAUGUUUUUCUUCAUUAUACAGUGUUAGUAAACCCGUAGCCGCACCAAUAUGUAUGGAAUCAAUAGCAAAUUUUCAUUUCUGUCAUCUGGUCACAGGGUCAGACCAUUUUUUUUAUAACGUUCCAGUAUUUGGAAAAAUUCUUUUAUAUGCAUUGUGCACACGUUACGGCCAGUUUAAACCUCACUUCUUGUGAAUCGGGUUGAAACCAAUAAAUAUUAUACUUGUGGUAAUUUAUUUUAAGAAUAGUUGUGGUGAUUCCACAGGGUGAUUCCUAUGUACAAUCUGUCAUUAACUAAAUUGAGAGUCGAUCACAGAAAAUAAUUUGGCAAGGAAAAUAAAAUAAUUUUUAAAUUGCGGAAACUGUUUUGGUUGUCUUCCAUGAUAUAUAAUAAUAAAUAAACAUUAUAGCAACAGAAUUUAUAGUUUUCCGUGAUCGACUUUUAUUUACCAUCGUUUCCAAUUUAGCUGUAAAUUACUAUGUUAAUUAAAUGUCCCUAACAGAAUAGUUAAUGAAAAAUAAGACUAUACUUUGUACACUUAAGUAGUAGAUUUAUUUUCUAAUGAAAUUUAUUUUUAUUUUCAAUUUUUCUUUGUUGCAUUGUUUGCAUAGACAUUUUUUGUUACCGUUUAAUUUUAGUUCAAUUUUGUUUUGUACACAAUAGUGACAAAGUGUCACUUUACUCAAUUAAAAGCUCAUUUUAUUGUGUAGGUAAGCAAUCUUUAUGUACUUUGGUUAUAUAAAAAUAUAUUAUUUAAAUAGGUACUUAGGCGAACUUAUGACCUGAAUAUAUUAUUUGAAAGUA